UCAUUAGAGCUGUGUUUGGAGGGCUGCACUGAUGGCGGACUACAUCUGAACCUGACAGCUACACUGUGGUGAAUAGCUCAAAAGAUUCAAAAAUCUGGGAGAAAGUGCCAAGAAGACAGGAGUCUAAGGUUGCGAGUGUCUGACAGUAGAUAAYCCAAAGAGAGAGAGAGAGAGAAACUUUGAAGAUGACACCUGCCAGUUUGGUGUUAGGCUGGUUCCUGCUCGCUGUGAGGACAGUCAACUCUGCUGUGUAUCUGGACCCUGAGGAAGAGGGGUCAGGGGGACAGGAUGUAUUUGUAGUCCCUCUGACUCCUUCCUCUCGCCAAGAGCUGAAUGAAACUGUCCUCUGCACCAAUGARCUGAUGAAGGUGGUCAUUCCCAGUGCCUUCUUCCUCAACAAAGUGCCACCCGUUUAUGUCUGGGAUUUGCACCUAAAUGACCCGGAAUGCCGUGGUGUUGAGAUUGGAGAUGACUAUGUCUUCAGCAUCAAGACUAAUCUCUCUGACUGUGGGACGAUCCUGGCAUCAGAUGAUACACAUAUUAUGUUCAUAAACACCAUACGCAACAACGAUUUGGAUGUCGUCACAAGGAACUACAUCAACAUCACGUUCGUCUGCCGUUACCCAAUAAACUACAUGGUYCAGCAGCCCAAUGGGGAAAACAUGAUCAGAGUGGAUGUCAAGACCAUCACUCUGAACACAGAAGAUGGGAACUUCUCUGUGUCCAUGCUGCUUUAUAAAGACGAAGACUUUGAGGACAAGUGGACCACUGUGCCCUCCCUGACCCUGGACGACAACAUCUACGUUAAAGUGUUGAUGAUACCGGCUCAUCUUUUGCUGCGUGUGGAGAGAUGCUGGGCUACCCCAACCAACGACCCGUACAGCAACAUCCAGUACACCUUCAUCAAGGACAGCUGCCCCGUUUUGUCAAACGAACCGUUGACAGUGCUGAAGAAUGGACAGGGGCCAGAGGCUAUGUUCAGGAUACAAAUGUUCAAGUUCGUGGGUAGCUCUUACAAGGAUGUGUUUCUCCACUGCAAUGUUCAGAUCUGUCACAACACACUUGGGGUCUGUCAGCCUAACUGUUCUGGUGAGGAUAACAAUGGGCGGAUGAGAAGAGAUGUCACUACGGCCCAUACAGUAUCUUAUGGACCAAUCAGGCGACGUCUGCCUGAGAGUGACCAACCCAGCCUGAACUCUGGAGGUGUCCCCUCAGUGGAGACCUUUGUCCUGGGAGGCCUACUUGUGGUCCUGCUGCUGUUCACUGGAGUGUUUGGGAGGCUGUGGCUGCGAACCAGACGCUCCUACCCAACACAGGAGGCUCAGCUCACCUUGUCCAACAUACACCACAACUCAGAGGUCGCCCGCUGAUCUAACCCAGCAGUUCAAGCAAUGAAAACUGAUAUGAACCGGUACACGCAGACACACAGAUUAAAGCAUGCACAGGCAUGCAUGCACACAUAAACACACAUUACAUUUCUGCAUAAGGAAAGAGGAAAGUAUGAAUUGACUGUAGUUUGGGGUGUAAAUAAAAUCUCACUGUAGAAAUUAGAGGGAUUUUGAAGAUGUAAAUGAGAACAUGUCUCUGCAAGGAGUGUUCUGUGUUUUUUUGUAGAGAAAAAUAAAGGUAUUUCAAAGAGCU
Molecule: messenger RNA, 1641 nt
Organism: Salvelinus sp. IW2-2015
Lineage: Eukaryota; Metazoa; Chordata; Actinopteri; Salmoniformes; Salmonidae
Product: pancreatic secretory granule membrane major glycoprotein GP2
Biological process (GO): neutrophil migration
Cellular component (GO): apical plasma membrane; cell surface
Source: RefSeq, a predicted model, not a curated record